AUGGCUCGCCACAGCAUUCAGUUGGAUAAGGGCUGGACCUUUCGGCAGCAUCAAGGCUCCUCACCAGAAUGGCUGCCGGUGGAAAAGGUGCCAACGCAGGUUCACAUGGAUCUGCUGGCCAACAAACAAAUCCCAGACCCCUUUGUGGACCUGAAUGAGCGCGCUGUCCAGUGGAUCGGCUACAAGGACUGGGAGUAUCAAGUGACAUUUACUCCCGAAGCCGCUCAAGUCGAAGAUGCUACGAGAGACCUGGUCUUCAACGGUCUUGAUACUUUUGCCACCGUCUACCUCAACGAGGCCAAGAUCCUCGAAGCGGAAAACAUGUUCGUGUCCUACCGCGUCAAUGUCACAGACCGCAUCAAAGCCAGCUCCGAGAACACGCUCCGCAUCGUCUUCCACUCCGCCAUCGUUAGAGGCGAGGAGCUCAUCAAGGAACAUCCCGAACACAACUUCCUCGUCAGACAGACGGAGAGGAGCCGCGUACCUGUGCGAAAAGCCCAGUACAACUGGGGCUGGGACUGGGGCCCUAUUCUCAUGACGGCAGGGCCCUGGAAGCCCGUCGCGCUCGAGACGUAUGUUGCGAGGAUUGACGAUGUCUGGGCCCAGAGCGAUGUCAGCCAGGAUUUGAAGACUGUUUCUGGUAUCAUCUUUGCUCGUGUAGCUGGGAGGCCGAGCCAGGACGACCAAGUUUCUCUGACCCUGUCGUUGGAUGGCAAGGCUGUGUUCCAGCAGACCGUCGAUGUUGCCUCGGCCAAAGAUGGACUGAUCAAAGUCCCGUUCAAGCUCGAAGACCCCAAGCUUUGGUAUCCAAGAGGAUAUGGUAGCCAGCCUCGUUACCAACUCAACGCCGAUCUCGCCCGCAAGGCAUCUGACGCUAGCCAGAUCGACAGCCUGUCCAAGCUGGUUGGUUUCCGCCGCGCCGAGCUCGUCCAGGAGCCGGAUGCAUUCGGCAAGUCGUUCUACUUCCGCAUCAACAAUGUCGACGUCUUUGCCGGUGGAUCAUGCUGGAUCCCUGCCGACAGCUACCUCGCCGGCGUGCCCCCGGAGCGUUAUCACGCAUGGGCCAAACUCAUUGCGGACGGCAACCAAGUCAUGCUGCGCGUCUGGGGAGGCGGCGUCUACGAAGAGGAUGCCCUCAUUGAAGCCUGCGACGAGCUGGGCAUCUUGGUGUUCCACGACUUUCAGUUUGCUUGCGCAUCUUAUCCCGCCUACCCAUCCUAUCUUGAAAAUCUGGAAGUGGAAGCUCGACAACAAAUUCGACGUCUGCGCACGCAUCCCUCUGUGAUCAUUUGGGCCGGUAACAAUGAGGACUAUCAGGUCCAGGAGAGAUAUAAACUAGAUUAUGAAUUUGAGAACAAGGAUCCAGAGUCAUGGCUCAAGUCGUCGUUUCCGGCGCGGUAUAUAUACGAGCAUUUCCUGCCGAAGCUGGUCGAGGAAGAAGAUCCAGGCAAAAUCUAUCACCCGAGCAGUCCUUGGGGGGACGGAAAGCCCACGGCAGAUCCAACGGUUGGCGAUAUCCAUCAGUGGAACAUCUGGCAUGGGACCAUGAACAAGUACCAAGAGGCCGUCAACAUGGGCGGCCGCUUCGUCAGCGAGUUCGGCAUGGAAGCAUACCCCCAUCUCAGCACCACGCGCCGCAUGGCCAGCGACCCAGCCCAGCUGUACCCGGGCUCGAUGGUGCUCGACGCGCACAACAAGGCCAUCGGCCACGAGCGCCGCAUGAUGAGCUACGUCGUCGACAACUUCCGCCCGCGGCACGACCUCGGCGGGUACACCCACCUGACGCAGGUCGUGCAGUCGGAGACGAUGCGCGCCGCGUACAAGGCCUGGCGGCGGCAGUGGGGGAAGCCCGGGGCCAGGCGGUGCGGCGGCGCGCUGGUGUGGCAGCUCAACGACUGCUGGCCGACCAUGUCGUGGGCCGUGGUGGACUACCGUCUCGUCAAGAAGCCGGCGUACUACGCCAUCGCGCGGGCCCUGCGCCGCGUCGACGUGGGCGUCUGCCGGACGUGGCACGACUGGACGCAGACGGGGGCCUGGGUCGAUGAGAACUCGGGCCUCGUCACCGGCCAGGUCGACCACACGCUUGCCGCUCGCGAGGGAACCUUUGACGUCUGGGUCGUCAGCAGCGACACCCAGCCCGUCGCGCUGGACCUCGUCGUGCGCUUCAUCUCCGUCCGCACAGGCAGGGACGUCGUCGAUCCGAUACUACACUCCCGCGUCGUCGCCGCCGCAAACUCCGCGACGGACAUCCUCCAGGGCAAGACGCUCCCGCCAUCCAUCCCCAACCCGGAAGACAUCACCAAGCCCUUUCCCCUCGCCGAAUACGAUCCGUACGUGGUCCAUGCCACCAUCACGGACGCCGCGACUGGCACCGUCAUCGCUGCGGACACGGCUUGGCCCGAGCCCAUCAAGUACCUCGACCUGUCUGACCGCGGUAUCGCGUUUGAGGUUUCGUCCGCUGGGGAUGAAGUCGUCGUUUCGGCGGAGAAGCCCGUCAAGGGGUUCGUCUUCGAGGAGGUGGAGGGUCUGGAGCUGAGUGACAACGGGUUCGAUGUUGUGCCGGGGGAGAAGCAGCUUGUCAAGGUUGGGGGUGCUUUGAAAGCGGGUGAGUUGCUGUGGACCUGCAUUGGGGCAGACAGUGCGUCGUUGAAGAUUGAAGCGUCUUCUUCUUUGGCUCCUCGAUAG
Molecule: messenger RNA, 2685 nt
Organism: Trichoderma reesei QM6a
Lineage: Eukaryota; Fungi; Ascomycota; Sordariomycetes; Hypocreales; Hypocreaceae
Product: glycoside hydrolase family 2
Exons: 3
Coding region: 1-2685 (894 amino acids)
Biological process (GO): carbohydrate metabolic process; glycoprotein catabolic process
Molecular function (GO): beta-mannosidase activity
Source: RefSeq, a predicted model, not a curated record